AUGAAACCCCGCGCUUGGCACCCGACUCGGAGUUGCAACCCCAGCCACUCCCCAGCCUUCCCCAGCAACGUUUUAGACCCGCACUUGUGCCCCACCGCUUUCCUUCCCUUCCGUCACUCCCUACAGCACACCAACUCACUCGAGCGAACCCAAGAAAACCGCAUCAACCUUUUAUUUCGAUCACCUUCGACCGACACUAUCAUGCGCUUCUCCCUUGCCGCGCUCAUCCUGGUCGUGUCCCCCUUGCUCGCCACCGCCUUCCCGCCCCAAGUUAGGGAGGCGACCGACCAACUUCGUCUCCGCCUCACGGACGAGAAUGAUGACAAGUGCCCCGACCUCAAGGUACGCAUGAACCUUCCUUCCAUACCCUCGUUCUGUGGAGCGCGCAGACCGUGUUUCCGACAUCGUGCUGACCCAUAACGCUCUCCAACGUAACCUUGGCCCCUCUUCUAGGUGCGAUGCUUCAAGGACGGCGAAUUGACGCAGCCGAUCGGCAACAUCGGCAAGCAGUCUUACUGCUGGGAUGAGGAAGAGACCAAGUGCAAGCAAUGCCACCAGACCAAGAACGUGAGUCCUUGCGCUAUAUUUGGAAUUCAGCUCCGCGCUCCGAGCCCCACCUCGGGACGACAUGCUGUGCGGGGAAAUACCACAGCCCCUAUUUCCACCAGGACACGUCGAUUCCAGGCGAGCAAACGCUGACCUAGAUCGCCUAUGGCCAAUAGAACCUCCAAUGUAACACCAAGUACCUCAAGGAUUGCGCCACCAAGUGUGAGGCGAUCGGAACUCCUCUUUAA
Messenger RNA from Microbotryum saponariae, 794 nucleotides. NCBI's taxonomy places the organism in Eukaryota, Fungi, Basidiomycota, Microbotryomycetes, Microbotryales, Microbotryaceae. The record is from the annotation of a GenBank genome assembly.